This is a messenger RNA of Elgaria multicarinata webbii, 1731 nucleotides long. Its product is annotated as gap junction beta-6 protein-like. Lineage: Eukaryota; Metazoa; Chordata; Lepidosauria; Squamata; Anguidae. Bases 81 to 875 code for a protein of 264 amino acids. Gene Ontology annotation, cellular component: connexin complex. Gene Ontology annotation, molecular function: gap junction channel activity. The transcript has 2 exons. Gene Ontology annotation, biological process: cell-cell signaling; gap junction-mediated intercellular transport. The record is from RefSeq and is a predicted model, not a curated record.
CCCUCUCGGCCCAUGGUGCGCUCGGCUCGGCGGGGCUUUGAUUUCCCUCAGAGGCUGACAGGUCCAAAGACUCAAACGAUAUGAUGGACUGGGGAACACUGCAGGCGGUUUUAGGAGGGGUAAACAAACAUUCCACCAGUAUUGGAAAGAUCUGGCUGACUGUCCUAUUCAUCUUCCGCAUUAUGAUCCUUGUAGUUGCUGCAGAGGAAGUCUGGGGUGAUGAGCAAGAUGAUUUUGUCUGCAAUACUCUGCAACCAGGAUGCAAAAAUGUCUGCUAUGAUUACUUUUUCCCCAUUUCUCACAUCAGACUCUGGGCCCUCCAGCUCAUUUUUGUUUCUACCCCUGCACUUUUGGUGGCAAUGCAUGUUGCAUACAGAAGGCAUGAAAAGAAAAAGAAGUUCCAAAAGGGAGGGAAAAACUGUGAAUAUAAAGACAUAGAAGAAAUAAAGAGACAAAGAUUUCAUAUUGAGGGCCCCUUAUGGUGGACAUACACUGCCAGCAUCUUGUUUAGGCUGAUCUUUGAAGCUUCUUUCAUGUAUGUGUUUUACUAUAUGUACCAGGGGUAUCACAUGCCCCGGCUACUGAAAUGCAGUACUUGGCCUUGUCCCAACGUAGUGGAUUGUUUUGUUUCCCGGCCCACUGAAAAGACAGUCUUUACCAUUUUCAUGAUUGCAGUGUCUGGCAUUUGCAUUAUGCUAAAUGUAACUGAGUUCUCUUAUUUGCUGCUAAAGUUUUGUGUCAGAAGAUCUAGGAGAGCAAGAACGCCAAAGAAUCACACCAACCAUGAGAACAAAGAAGAAAGUAAACAAAAUGAAAUGAACGAGCUUAUAUCUGAUAGCUGCCAGAAUACAGUAACAGGAUUUCCAAGCAGCUAAGGUUACUGUAAACCUAUCAUGCAUCUGAUACAGAAUAAAUGAAUUGCCACAUUCAUAGCUGCAUAUGAAAUUGGUUUAGAUUUCACUAAGCAAUAAAUUAAAUGGGUAAGCAUGAGUUUUACUACAUGUUGGAAUUAGGCAUAUUGUUAUUUUUUAAAAAAGGUCAAUAACUGCAUAAGAAUGUAAAGAGUAAUGAGGAUUAAAGAGAUUACAUCAUUUUAUGCAUAUCCUUACCAAGUCAGCUUUGAUUUGUUAAAGAGUGAUACUUGUUAAUAUCUUCAUACUAAGUUUGACCCUAAAAUUAAAGAGAAGGAAAUUAGCUGCCUUCCAGACUAGAUACUGUUAGUAUUACAAGACACCUUACCACUGUGAUAACAGUUUUUAAUUGUGAGAUUGCAUCUAAAUUAAAGUAUUUGAUAAGAUCUGAUAUUCCAUGUUCCUUUGUAUUAACAUGUAUGAAUGAGUAGUGUCUCUUUUUUAGUUAAUAUUAUUAUUGUCUUAAAAACAAGCAGACAUGCUAAUAUUUUCAUUCUAAUACUGUUGGAAGUGAAUCAUUUUUAAGCAUAUGUCUCCAUGCUGUAAAUAAUUCUAUGAAUAUCCUACAUACUACCAGUUAUAAAAUUCUAUGUAUUAUAAUCCAUAUAGGAUAUAUUCAUUUUUUAACAGGAUCAGUUUCAUGUACUGUAGAAUGUCUCUAAAUAUUUUUUGCUUUUAAUUUUUUAACUGUAGACUGAAAGUAGCAAUUGUAGAGAAAGGGAAGGUAGCUAGCUGAAAAUAAUGUGAAGAAAUUUUCUUUCAACCAUUAUGAGCAAAAUUUUAGAACAAAGUGUUCCAAAUAAAGGAAAAAUACCUUUGA